Molecule: messenger RNA, 738 nt
Organism: Coniosporium apollinis CBS 100218
Lineage: Eukaryota; Fungi; Ascomycota; Dothideomycetes
Exons: 3
Coding region: 1-738 (245 amino acids)
Cellular component (GO): Mis6-Sim4 complex
Source: RefSeq, a predicted model, not a curated record
AUGAGCGCGACUAGUAAUACUGUUGUUGCUCUCAAGACUUCGUUCCUUCGCACCCAAACACGCAUCCUUUCGCAGCCGCUGCAGCCAUCGGACAGAUGGCGAGAUAGCAAUCACGAUGUCGGCGGAUUCAGCGAGGCCAAUGUUAAGGAAGCGAUACGAGAAGUAAAUCGGCUUCUCCGUCGCCACAGCAAAUCCGCAUACUCUUCGAUCGCUAUCAGACACAUCGCCGAACAGAUCGACAAAUUGUACUGGGAGGCAGGCGCUCCAGAUCCCCACGCCGAUGAAGCACUAUCACAGAGUGGCAUCACUCCGGAUGACGAUCUUACGUCAGAUGAAACCAUCUCUAGACUCCCCGAGACCUGGGAAGAAUCCUCGCCAAGAGAGACCGAAGACGCUGAUGGUAACGAGAUAUACGCCUCUCUCCUUACAAAUCUCCACGCUCUCUCUGCCCGGCGUGCUGCGCUUCGCAAAAAGAUCCAACAGUAUCGCCACCUUCAGUCCCUGCUCGAACCGUUCAAGGAUCCGCACGAAAACAUUCAACCAAAUCUGGUCACUAGAGAUGCGGCGCUAGCGACCGAGUUGACGAAGAUGCGGACCCUGAGCGCCAGAGUGGCCGGGAGGGUCGCAGGUAUUGGGGAAGCGGGAGGAGGCGCAGAGAUUGCUGUAACUGGUGGAACGGGGUGGGAUGGCGCGGGAUUGAGUACCGAUGAGAAGCUCCAGAGGAUUUUGCAGGUAUAA